Molecule: messenger RNA, 2349 nt
Organism: Engraulis encrasicolus (European anchovy)
Lineage: Eukaryota; Metazoa; Chordata; Actinopteri; Clupeiformes; Engraulidae
Product: gamma-aminobutyric acid receptor subunit rho-1-like
Exons: 9
Coding region: 11-1384 (457 amino acids)
Biological process (GO): nervous system process; chloride transmembrane transport; signal transduction
Cellular component (GO): GABA-A receptor complex; neuron projection; plasma membrane
Molecular function (GO): neurotransmitter receptor activity; GABA-A receptor activity; chloride channel activity
Source: RefSeq, a predicted model, not a curated record
ACACUCUCGCAUGGCAGGAGGAAGAGGACAUUCACCUGUCAGUCCCACUCUGAAAAGAAGUUCGGAUAUGACCAAGUUCCCUGUGACGAGAACAGAACAGCUGCUGAGGAUAGACGACCACGACUUCAGCAUGAGGCCUGGCUUUGGAGGACCAGCCAUCCCAGUAGGGGUAGAUGUUCAAGUGGAGAGUCUGGACAAAAUAUCAGAGGUUGAUAUGGAUUUCACCAUGACACUCUACUUGAGGCACUACUGGAAGGACGAGCGUCUCUCGUUUCCCAGCAACAAGAACCAAAGCAUGACCUUCGACAGUCGUCUCGUCAAAAAGAUCUGGGUGCCCGACAUGUUUUUUGUACACUCCAAGAGGUCGUUCACACACGACACCACCACAGAUAACGUCAUGCUGAGAGUGUUCCCUGAUGGCAAAGUCCUCUACAGCCUCAGGGUGACGGUCACAGCCAUGUGUAGUAUGGAUUUGAGCAGAUUUCCGCUGGACACACAGACGUGCUCUCUUGAGAUCGAGAGUUAUGCAUACACGGAUGAUGACCUAAUGCUUUACUGGAAGAAAGGGAACGAGUCACUUCAGACAGACGAGAGGAUUUCUGUUUCUCAGUUCCUGAUACAGAAGUUCCACACCUCCACAAAGCUGGCGUUUUACAGCAGCACAGGGUGGUACAAUCGACUCUACAUCACCUUCACUCUGCGACGCCACAUAUUCUUCUUCCUGCUGCAAACCUACUUCCCCGCUACGCUGAUGGUCAUGCUGUCUUGGGUGUCCUUCUGGAUCGACAGGCGGGCUGUUCCUGCCAGAGUGCCUUUAGGAAUCACCACAGUGCUGACCAUGUCCACCAUCAUCACUGGAGUGAACGCCUCCAUGCCGCGCGUCUCCUACAUCAAGGCUGUGGACAUCUACCUGUGGGUCAGCUUCGUGUUUGUCUUCCUUUCGGUGAUAGAAUACGCAGCUGUUAACUACCUCUCAACCGUGCAAGAGCGGAAAGAAAGGCAACUACAAGAGAGGCUACCAUGUACAUGCAGCCUUAGCCACGCCAAUCAGCUGAUGAUGCUGAGCAACAGCUACAGUGACAUGGACGCCAAUGCCACAGGCAACUAUGGGAUGGCUGAGGACAUGAACCAUCACAGCACCACAGGGAACUACAGGAUGCCGGGUGCCAAUGGGGUCACGCGAGAGAGGCUUAUGGUGCAACUGGCGAUGGCUGGCGGCACACACCACCAUGACGGGGCCACACACCACCACGGCACCUCGAGAGCAUACAGCAGCAGCAGCAGCACGUGGAUCGACACACACACCAUAGACAAGUACUCGCGGGUCAUUUUCCCCGGGGCUUACACACUCUUCAACAUUGUAUAUUGGUCCAUCUAUUUAUAACAUUUCUACCACUGUACAGAUACUGAAAUGUAGAAUCAAUGAAAUGUGAUUUGCAUGAUGUAAAGACGCUAUACAUGAUAUUUGUGCCAUUUUAUAUAAUGCAUUCACUAUAAUGAAAUUUAAAAAUCCCAAAGAAGAGUAAGGAAAUAGUCCUACUAACCAAAGUAUAUGAAUGCCAUUGCAGGGACCUCUGCCUAGCUUUCCCCUGCCACCCUAGAAUUCACAAAUUUGCCUCCCUCUGCCACAACAACAAACUCACAACAUACUGCCCAGUCUGCUAAACGUCUUUAAUGGUUAUAAACAUACUGGCCAGUCUGCUACAUGUCUGGUUAUUAUACAUUUUUGAUGGACAACAUGCAUUUCCUCACAAGCUUCCUUUUACCACAUGGACACUUCAAACUGGGACAAAAAUCAUGUAUGGUGCCUUUAAUUUAUAUUAAGUCAAUUCAUAUUCAUCAUGGUGCGUCUUUAAGUUAUGGCAGAAAAUAAUUGCAAUUUAUUGUACAUUACCCUAUCAUUGCGAUACAACUGACUUUGAAUCUGAUUGUGAUUCUGAUUGUGCAGUGUUUGUAUUAUUGACUCCAUUGAAUGACUUGAGCAGUAAAUGUUACAAGCAAUAAUGGUGGCUCUUUACGUGGUUCCUUCAUUUUUCUAUCAUAAUGCUUGGCAUGCCAAUUUCAGAGAACACUUCAAUCAACACAUCUGCUCCUUAAAAUGUAAGCUUUCAGGCGUCUUCAAUGCACAGUUCAGAUUGUUCCUGGUUUAUUUACACCCUAUUGCCGAUAUUCAUUUUCCUAGUUUUACUCAAAUUUUCUCAAAUUGUGGUGUAUUUUUUCUAAAUAAUGUAAUGUAAUAUGUUAUGAGAUAUGCAAGGCUGCUGUAUUUGUACUGUGACUAGUACAAGUACUGUAUUUAAUUGGUGAGAAAACAUGAGCAAAAAGCAGCUCUUUGUGUCUACGUACAUA